AUCCUUUUUCGCAUUCCACAUCUCUGCUCUUCUUCUCCUUCUCCCCGUCUCCCCUACUCUACAAGACACCCCCCACCUUCCUCUCCAACCUUCCCAUGUUGCGGUACUGUCUCUAAGAAGAAGAAAAAAAAGAAUUAGAAGAACAACUGCUGUCAAAACGGUUGAUACCCGGCAGUAGUUCUAGGGUUGCAGUGAUGCCGGGACAACGUAAAUUUGCUGUUGGAGGGUCUGAAGAGGCCACACACCCUGAUUCCUUACGAGCCGCCUUGGCCGAGUUCGUCUCCACCACAAUGUUCGUCUUUGCUGGAGAAGGCUCUGUCCUCGCUCUAGGUAAGUUAUACGGAAUCCCUGGAGUAAGCUCUGGGUCUGGACUGGUGGCAGUGGCGCUGGCGCAUGCGUUCGCCCUCUUCGUGGCCGUGUCGAUUGCGAGUAACAUAUCCGGAGGUCAUGUCAACCCGGCUGUCACUUUGGGUGCGCUCGUGGGCGGACGGAUCACGCUCCUGCGCGCCUUGCUCUUCUGGGUGGCUCAGCUUCUAGGAGCGAUUGUGGCAGCUCUCUUGCUAAGGUUCACAACGGAUGACAUGAGACCAGUCGGGUUUGCGGUGGGACCUGGCAUUGGGCAAUUGCAUGCGCUUGUUCUUGAGGUUGUGAUGACUUUUGGGUUGGUUUACACUGUUUAUGCAACUGCCUUAGAUCCCAAGAGAGGUCCUCUGGGCACCAUCGCGCCGCUGGCCAUUGGUCUCAUCGUGGGUGCUAACAUACUUGCUGGAGGACCCUUUGAUGGUGCGUCCAUGAAUCCAGCCCGCGCCUUCGGCCCUGCGCUUGUUGGGUGGCAUUGGAAAAACCACUGGAUCUAUUGGAUAGGACCCCUCGUCGGUGCAGCAUUAGCAGGUCUCGUGUAUGAGUUCGUAAUGAUCCCACAAGCCAACCCACAUCCACAUGCUCACCAGCCCUUGGCCUCGGAAGAUUACUAGUGAAUGAAUGAUGCAUUCUGUUUACUUUUCAGUUCCCUCUGUUUGUCUUCUAGAGUAUGUAUUUACGUCUCUGAGACUGGUGAGUUGUAAACUGUAAUAAAUGCCAGCCUCCUUGUCUUCUUUUAUGGUCGGGUGUUUUGUGUGUCUACUUGGUCUCAGGUAUAGAGAGAGAGAGAAAGAGAGAGAAUUCCAUGAAAAAUUACUAGGAAACAUUGAGGUAAUAUCUUUUAUUAGAAGAUUUUAGCAUCUAUGAAUCAAAUAAACCAGUUUCGGACUU
This is a messenger RNA of Nelumbo nucifera (sacred lotus), 1251 nucleotides long. RefSeq names its product aquaporin TIP3-1-like. The record is from RefSeq and is a predicted model, not a curated record. Gene Ontology annotation, cellular component: plant-type vacuole membrane. NCBI's taxonomy places the organism in Eukaryota, Viridiplantae, Streptophyta, Magnoliopsida, Proteales, Nelumbonaceae. Gene Ontology annotation, molecular function: water channel activity. Gene Ontology annotation, biological process: transmembrane transport; water transport.